This is a messenger RNA of Drosophila elegans, 1472 nucleotides long. Its product is annotated as L-threonine ammonia-lyase. Lineage: Eukaryota; Metazoa; Arthropoda; Insecta; Diptera; Drosophilidae. Bases 78 to 1472 code for a protein of 464 amino acids. Gene Ontology annotation, molecular function: threonine deaminase activity; L-serine ammonia-lyase activity. Gene Ontology annotation, biological process: L-threonine catabolic process; L-serine catabolic process. The record is from RefSeq and is a predicted model, not a curated record. The transcript is spliced from 5 exons.
CGAGCAUUCAGCAGUAUUCAGCGAGUAGUUAUCGAAGGCGGUCGUAGUCCUAGAGGGAUUUUUGAGCUAUUUUUGCAAUGUCGCAGGCAGUAAAGACGGAAACGCCCAAGGAAGCAAAUGGUGUGGCUACAAAAGCCACAAAUGGAAAGUUGGAGGUGCCAAUGAGACCCAGGCAUGUCUCGGGAGGAGUUGAGGAGAUCAUCGACCCCUUCUGCAAUCCUGAGCAACCGCAACGCAUUUCCUUCCACGAUGUCACAUCGGCUGCUUUUCUCAUCCGUGGCGGAGUCGAACGCACUCCCUGUCCGAAAGCCACAUCAUCCGAUCUAUAUGGCAUGGAGCUGUAUCUGAAAAAGGAUUUUCUGCAGUACACAGGCAGCUUCAAGGAGCGUGGCGCACGCUAUGCGUUGUUAUCAUUAACUGAGGAGCAAAAGCGAACGGGAGUGAUCAGUGCCUCCUUGGGCAAUCAUGCCCAGGCAUUGUGCUAUCAUGGCUGGAAACUAGGCAUUCCAGUCACCGUGGUGAUGCCCAAGGCGGCGCCCAUCAUGAAGAUCCAGAAGUGCCGCAACUACAAGGCCCGCGUCAUCGUGGAUGGCAACGACAUGGGCGAGGCCAAGUCCCUGGCCAUGCGGAUGUCCCGCGAAGAGGGACUACUGUACGUAAAUGGCUACGAUCAUCCGCACAUCAUGGCCGGCCAGGGAACCAUUGGCCUGGAGAUACUCGAGCAGGUGUCAGAACCGGAUGCAGUGGUGGUUCCGGUGGGCGGAGGUGGAUUGAUUGCGGGAAUUGCCACGGCUGUGAAGGCACUUUCCUCCAAAACUAAGAUUAUUGGUGUGGAAUCGGAGAAAUGCGCCAGCUUCACCCGGGCCAUGGAAAACAACGGACCCAUUCACACGCCCAUCAAGAACACACUGGCCGAUGGUCUGGCAGUGCCCAAAGUUGGCUAUAAUGCCUACGCCACGGCCAUGCCCCUGAUCGAUCGCAUGGUGGUGGUCAAGGAGGAGUGGAUCGCAGUGGCCAUCCUCCGGCUGGUGGAGGAGGAGAAGUGCGUCGUCGAGGGAGCGGGUGGAGCAGGCUUAGCGGCCAUUUUGGCCGGCCAUCUCGAUGAGCUCAAGGGAAAGAAGGUUGUGGUUCUUCUCUGUGGAGGCAAUAUAGACACCACCGUUUUUGGACGUUGCCUGGAACGAGGUUUGGCCGCCGUGGGUCGUCUGGUCAAGUUUAAUGUGGAGGUCAGCGAUCGUCCCGGUGGAAUCAACGAUCUGUGCGCCCUGCUAGUUCGCGUGGGAGUCUCGAUCAAGGAUAUUAUGCACGAGAGGGCCUGGCUGAGGGAUAUCUAUACCGUCGAAGUCAAGGUCGUUUGCGAAACAGUGGACUGGAGCCACAGUCUGGAGCUGAAGAACGAGCUCAAGAAGUUCUAUUCCAAAGUUCAGUUCUCCGAUGUCCCUCUAGCCCUCACAAAUGAUUCCGAUUCGUAG